AUGACAUCCGAAAUCACAACAUCAGGAGAUCUGGCAGCAGGAGAUAAGAAAUCAAAGUUGAAGGUUCUUAUUGUGGGUGCGGGGAUUGUGGGAUUGACGUUGGCGCAGGGGUGUAGGGAGAAUGGAAUUGAGUUUGAGAUUGUGGAGAGGGAUGAGAGUGGGAAGAGGGCGCAGGGGUGGGCUAUUACUUUACAUGUGAGUUGGUUUGGUUUGGUGUGGUGUGGUGUGGUGUUGGGGAAGGAGAAGGAGAAGGGGUAUUGGGGAGUGGUGUUUAAGAAGUUUGGAAAGAACGAUUGGGGAGAGAUUAUCGGAGUUGAUACCUACGGUAAGAGUUUCCUAGCAGGAGUGAAGUCGUGUGGGAUCGUCUUGAAAUUGAAGAGACGAAGAAACAUAUCAGAAUUCACGAACGAAUCAUGUACAGCAGCCGUAGACCCCGCCCUCAACGACGACGAUGGAAAUUUUCUAUUCCUCAACGCCCGCACAGUAGAAGCGCGCUAUAAAAUCCCACCCAGCAAACUCCGCCGACGCCUCGAUCGACAAAAAAUCCGCAAUCUGCUUGCUACCGACCUCUUUAUCCAAGAAGGGAAAGGUCUUACAUCAUUCACAGCAUCGACUGAUUUCGAUUCUCAAUUCGUGACUGCGCAUUUUUCAGACCACUCUGAGUCUCGUGCUACGUUGAUUGUGGGUGCUGAUGGAAAUAAUAGUGUGACGCGGAGAUGUUUGUACCAGGGGACUGGGACGUCCGAAUUAACGAAACUGCCUGUUUACUGUGUGGGGAUCGUGAGGCCUUUUACUGAGGCACAGAUUGCGGCUGUGAGAGAUAUCGAUCCUUUGUUGUUUCAGGGAUUGGAUCCGGAAACGGGGACGUAUAUGUGGUUUAGUUUGCAGGGAAUUAUACCUAAUGCUGAUGGAAGUAACUCUUACACGGGGCUUGUUGUUAUUUCUUGGUUGAUUAAAGAUGAGAUUAAGGAUACGAUGCCCCGGACGGAUAGAGAGAGAGUGCUGUAUGUUAAGAGGAGGGCAGAGGGAUAUGCGGAACCGUUGAGGAGUAUUGUGCAGGAUAUUCCGGAGGAUAUUACGACGACGCCGUUGAGGCUGAGUGAUUGGCCUUGUCAGGAAUGGGAUAAUUGGGGUGGGAGGGUUACAUUAGUGGGAGAUGCCGCGCAUGCUAUGACGAUGUAUCGAGGCGAAGGAGCAAACCACGGCAUUUUGGACGCAGCUCUUCUGGUCGACCAAUUGAAGAAAGUCCAAGCUGGAAAAAUCACGCAAAAAGAAGCAAUCGACGCGUAUGAAGCGGAAAUGAGACCAAGAACUCAUGAAGCAGUCUUAAAAAGUAGACAGGCAGCUUUAGAUGCACAUGAUUGGGAUGGCUUGACUGAAAACUCGCCUGUGAUCGGGGGGAGGUUUGCUCCUAAGACUGCUUUCAUUUGA
Messenger RNA from Sclerotinia borealis F-4128, 1431 nucleotides. The record is from the annotation of a GenBank genome assembly. NCBI's taxonomy places the organism in Eukaryota, Fungi, Ascomycota, Leotiomycetes, Helotiales, Sclerotiniaceae.